CAUAACCUUAAACAAGUUCUGUCACAACUUGUCUCAUGUUGCAUUACAUAGUACUUGUAUCAAAAAUUUGAAAAUUGAAUUGAAGGCAUUUUAAUAAAUAUAAGAAAAGCUUGUCCUGCAUAAUUCAGAGUUGAAAAGAAUGUGAUUUUACAAUUUUAAAUAAAAAAGUGAUACUAUGAGUGAAGCGAGUGAUUCGAGUGACAUCGAAACGUUUGAUAAACAAGACGAUAAAGAUACAGAUUUUAACGUAGAUGAUUAUCGCCAUGAAAUUGACAGCGAUGAUUCUUUUACCGAAUUAUCGGAAAAUAAUGUUAACCUAGAGAUAAAUAAAUCUCGGGAUGCCAAAUAUGUAGGUCCAGUAAUUUCUGGACAUAGAUUUGACAAGAAGCUGAUAUGUAUUAAAUAUCCAGGAAAUGUAGUUAAUACCGAUAAAGCUAUUGAAACACUGGGUGGCCUUAGUUCUAUUUCUAUGACUGUAGAUGCUCCUAAUAGAAGACUAGAACUGCGAUUUAGACCUGAUGACGGUUAUAGCAAGCCUACUUGUGGGGAUAGACACAGUACCAUCGGUUUUUUACUUAGAGUUCGAAUAAAGAAAAAUAAAACAACACAAGCAGAAGAUGUUGCAACAGAGAAUACAAAAAUUAUGGAUAGUACAAACGUUAAAGCUACUACAUCCUGUGUUGGCGAAGAAAAUCUUGAUGCAACUCAUUUGAAAGAACAACCUAAAAAUACAUCAGAUACAAAAAAGGACAAUCAUGAAGACAAUGCUGACGUUAAUAAUUUAAUAGAUCAGAUACACAACUGCAAUGUUGGUUCUAAACAUUCCAUUACUGGAGAUGCUGCAGAAAAAAAUUGUGCUACGAGUAAUACCAAAAAUUUAUGCGAUACGAGUACUGGUGAAAGUCUUUCAAGAAAAAAAACCACAUCGUUUACUUUCAACGAUAAUAAAUAUGAAAAUUUGUCACAAGAUGCGGAUUAUGAACUACCAAGUUUGAAAAUACUAGGAAGAGUUGACACAGAAUUCAAAUUUACCAAUUUAUGCGAUUUUCAGUACGCACCAAUGACGCAGAGCAAAUUGAAUCCAAAAAAGUUAGAAUGUAUAUACAGCUCGAUUUAUCCAACCGGCAUUCCAUCUUACUCCUGGCUAAAGAAUGACGUACCUUAUUUUUUACCACCAGCCGCAUUUAGUAGAAUGGACACCAUACAGCAAUAUAUACCGAAAACUGAAAUAGAUUCCAACUCGGAGAAUAUACUCGGUAAAAAUAAAAAAACAAGUCAAGCAGGUUUUCCCAGUUAUAUAUACUUCUCGACACCGGAAGUGCCCUCUGCGGCACCGAGAGGUAUUGAAACGGCUAUGAAAGUGAAGUUCCUUCAAAACGCGCACUUGGAACAGGUGCGCCAACUUUUCGAAGAGCGUCCGAUCUGGUCGAAAAAUGCCAUCAUGUACAAAACACAAUUCACGUCCGAACAGUUAAAGAUAUUGUUGCCGUCAGUGGCGUAUUACUUCAUGACUGGACCGUGGAGGGUCAUGUGGGUGAAACUGGGCUACGAUCCCAGAAAAGAUACUAACGCGAGGAAGUAUCAGACGCUGGAUUACAGAUUGAAAGCUAUGCAUGGAUUAGGCUCGACUGUCAGAUGCAAAAGAAAUUAUUCCAAUUAUACAUUGCCAUAUAAAUCAGCACCGGUUUCUAAGCAAAAACCCGCGAUACUCAGCGCUAAUCUGAGCCAGGAACAAAAUCCGAAGAAGGAGCGACAUUUGCAUGAGAAUGUGUAUAUAUACCGAGAGGGCAUGGUACCUCCUUCUCGACAAAUGUUCUAUCAGUAUUGCGACGUUUUAGUAGGUGAAAUACAAGAGAUGUUGGCAAAGCUUCCCGAUCCUCUACCUGGUAUAAGGUGUCACGAGAAAAGAGGAUGGCUGCCAACUGAUUUUGACGUACAGUGCAGAGAAAUUCUAAACAAACAAGUGCGCGCUGUUCUGAGAAAAAGAAUGAACAUUCCUGAGGAUCAUCCAACAUCACUUCCACGGAAACGGAAACAUGGCAUUAAAUUAAAGAUUAAUAAAACGAUUAAUAAAAGAACGAAGAAGAAAUGAAGCGAGUUCUACAGAGAUUCAGUCGGAUGUUACUCCUAUUUCAACGUUGGCAACAGAAUGCGAUGUUAAAAGAUAAUCGUAGCUUGAACACGAUCGGAAAACAAUACAUAUUUUUGCUUGA
Linepithema humile (Argentine ant) is the source of this 2213-nucleotide messenger RNA. RefSeq names its product general transcription factor IIIC subunit l(2)37Cd (gene l(2)37Cd). The record is from RefSeq and is a predicted model, not a curated record. Gene Ontology annotation, cellular component: transcription factor TFIIIC complex. Gene Ontology annotation, molecular function: RNA polymerase III type 1 promoter sequence-specific DNA binding; RNA polymerase III type 2 promoter sequence-specific DNA binding. Lineage: Eukaryota; Metazoa; Arthropoda; Insecta; Hymenoptera; Formicidae. Gene Ontology annotation, biological process: transcription initiation at RNA polymerase III promoter.